UGGACUAUUGACAGCAAUGGCGGAAGUACUACUGGUGGCGGGGAUAGUAAUAAUAUUGUUUUGUUUGUUGUUGACACUGAUUGCUUUGGUUAUUUACUCUGGUUUAUUAGAACAUGUUAGUGUUGGGACCGGUAAGCCACCAAUAGGAGAGGCUACCAUUGCAUACAAGUUUGCGCAAGGACCCUACAAAGAAGCAGGUCAACUGUGCAGUGACAUCAGCCUUCUGGCUCCGACGAGCGGACCCAAAGUCGUCUGUAUCUACUAUGACGACCCCAAAUUGGUGCCAUCCAGCAAGCUGCGUUAUGCUGUCGGGGCAAUUUUAUCAGAGGAUGGUAAACCCGAAGAUGAAGAUUUCAAAAAGAAGUUAUUGGAUGAAGGAUACAAGAUGUUCAAACUUCCCAGUGUGUCCUUCGCUGUGAGCACAUUCUUCCCCUACAGAAGUACACUGUCUAUUUUCAUGGCCAUCUUCAAAGUGUACCCUGCUAUGGAAUCCUAUAUACAGGAGCACCGCCUCUGUGCCCAUCCUAUGUUGGAGAUCUACGAUGCAGACAAAAUGCAUUUCAUGGCUCCGCUGGCUAAGCAGAGUGAGUUUUAUGUGGAGGAAGCUGAGGAAACCGGACUAAAUCUAGACGAUAUCGAAGAUGCAGAUUCUGAGGGUGUGUCCUAUGAUGAGAGUAUGCUCGACAGCAGUGUCUCCCGCAGUGAGGCCUCUGCCACUACUUUCAUGGGGGAGGCGUCGGACGAUGACGAUGACACUGCUGAAGAAGGAAGUCCACGACCAUCCGAGUUGUCUGUGAAAUCAGAAGCAAGGGAGACAAUUCAGAGAAAUGAAAAUUCAGAUCUGUUAGAUUCUGGGUUUAAUUCUGAACAAGUGACAAGCCCAGAUAUUAGCCCUCAAAAGAGCGAGGGUGCCGGUGAAAAGUCGGGGGAUGUUUCAGAUGGGAAUGAGUCCGGUUCAUCGUUUGAGGAAAUACAAAUGGACACUGACAAGCAAUUCUUGCCUUCAGGAGACUCAACAAAAUGAAAGUUGCAAACUUUGUGAAACUGUUAAUUAAUGAUACGAUAAUUGAAUGUGAUCAGGGAUCACUUUAUUUACACAGAAAAAAAUGCUUCAUAGAUUUAUAGAACACUCAUCGAUCAUUUCGUGCAGCCUGCAGCCUCCGUGGACAGUAAGAUUUGAUAAGUAUUAUGAAGUAGAAAGCUCUUUAUAUUCCUGACCUAACUUUGUGGCUCAUAGUUGGUUUGUUUGUACUGGCUGCUCCAGCUAUCUCCACACUUCUCCACUGUAUAAACAUAUUUGGUUUGCAAGAAACAUUGUUUAUCAUUAUCAUAAGCUCAAUGUAGUUAUCAACUAGAUAUAUCAAUUCAUAUCAGAAGUUUGUAGAAAUAUUACUGCAGAGUCUGACCAUGUUGUCCAUUUCAGCAGAGUCUGCCACACUGUUGAUUACAGCAGAGGCUUCAACACUGUUGAUUACAUCAGAGGCUUUAAUCAUACUAUGCUGUUGAUUACAGCAGAGGCUUCAACCGCUAUUGAUUACAGCAGAGGCUUCCAUUCUGUUAAUUACAGCAGCGGCUUCAACCGCUAUUGAUUACAGCAGAGGCUUUCAUGCUGUUGAUCACAGCAGAGGCUUUGGUGCUUUUGAUUACUGUUGAGUCUGACCGUGCUGUCGGUUACUGUUGAGUCUGAUCAUGCACUGUUGAGUGACCAUGCUGUCGGUUACUGAAGAGUCUGACCGUGUUGUCGGUUACUGCAGAGUCUUGACCAUGCUGUCGGUUACUGCAGAGUCUGAUCAUGCUGUCAGUUACUGUUGAAGUCUGACCGUGCUGUCGUUUACUGCAGAGUCUGAUCAUGCUGUCGGUUGCUGUUGAGUCUGAUCAUGCUGUCGGUUACUGUUUAGUCUGAUCAUGCUGUCGGUUACUGUUGAGUCUGAUCAUGCUGUCGGUUACUGUUGAGUCUGAUCAUGCUGUCAGUUACUGUUGAGUCUGAUCAUGCUGUCUGCUACUGUGGAUUUUGAUCAUAUUCAAGCUGUUGGUCAUGGUAGUGUUUGACUAUGCUGUUAAUUAGCAGAGUCUGGCUGUGGUGUGGUUUACCACAGAGUCUGACUUUGGUGUGGUUUACAACAGAGUCUGGCUGUGGUGUGGUUUACCACAGAGUCUGGCUGUGGUGUAGUUUAACACAGAAUGCAACUGCUGUUUUUCAUCACAGCAUCUGACCAUUCUUUCUGUUACCACGGAGAUGACUCUAUAUGUUGCCUGUUACCGAGGAGACUUCACCUACAUCAGCCAUCAAAUCAAACUGCUCCCUGUCAUUUAUUUGUUAAUUGUGACUAGAAAUCUUCAACCUGAAACAACCAUCGGAAGAAAUGGUUUAUGUAAAAUACACCUGACAAAAUACGAUGUUUGUGUUUUCCAAGGUUAGUGUAUUUGAAGGUAUAAUUAAUUUUGAAGCUCAACCUUGCCCUUGUGAGUUGUGUAAAUGUACAUUCUGUUGUUAUGUUUGCGACACAGACGUAGCGUACACUGUUCAAAUGAUGUUUUGUUUCAUAUCAUGUAUUUUUUCUUUAAAAUACUUCAAACUUUGUGCCCAAAAUGAAAUUCUCUGAUUUUUUUCUUUUUAAUGUAUUUAUUAUUAUCUUUAUGUUUUGUAUCAGAACUUUGGAAUUAUUUAGAUAGCUAAAA
This is a messenger RNA of Mizuhopecten yessoensis (Yesso scallop), 2679 nucleotides long. Its product is annotated as testis-expressed protein 264-like. NCBI's taxonomy places the organism in Eukaryota, Metazoa, Mollusca, Bivalvia, Pectinida, Pectinidae. The transcript has 3 exons. Gene Ontology annotation, cellular component: nucleus; replication fork; endoplasmic reticulum membrane. The coding region runs from base 17 to 1024 and encodes 335 amino acids. The record is from RefSeq and is a predicted model, not a curated record. Gene Ontology annotation, biological process: protein-DNA covalent cross-linking repair; reticulophagy.